AUGCCUUUAGCCCUUGAAACCAACAUGAGGUUCAAAUUCUCGAUUCUAGCUCUUCUUCUGGAAGUGAUCAUCAUCGUUUUGUUUGGGAUUUUUGUGGACUAUGACAAGGACGGAGAUGUAACUUUAUACCCACUCUUUCAGGAUGUCCAUGUGAUGAUAUUUGUCGGAUUUGGUUUUCUGAUGACCUUUCUGAAGAAAUAUGGAUUCAGCAGUGUUGGUAUCAACAUGUUAAUUGCUGCCUUUGGUCUUCAAUGGGGAAUUCUGAUGCAAGGAUUUUGGCAUACAGAAGAAGGGAAAAUUCACGUCGAUACCAACAGCAUGAUAAAUGCAGACUUCAGCACAGCAGCUGCGUUGAUUUCAUUUGGAGCAGUACUGGGGAAAACAAGCCCUGUCCAGAUGCUGAUCUUGACAAUUCUGGAGAUCACAAUCUUUGCCUGCAAUGAACAUGUAGUUACAGGAAUACUUCAGGCCAAAGAUGUUGGAGGCUCAAUGACUAUCCAUGCUUUUGGAGCUUAUUUCGGUUUGGUCGUAGCCCUAGUCUUGUAUCGUCCUGGUUUGAAAAACAAACAUGAAAAUGAUGAAUCUACGUAUCAUUCGGACAUAUUUGCCAUGAUUGGUACCCUGUUCCUCUGGGUUUUUUGGCCCAGUUUUAACUCUGCCAUUGCACAGAAUAACCAGGCUAGAGCAGCUGUCAACACUUACUUUUCCUUGGCUGCAUGUACCGUUGUAACGUUUGCCCUCUCCAGUCUGGUGGAUCAAAGAGGCAAAUUCAGUAUGGUUCUCAUCCAAAAUGCCACCCUGGCGGGAGGAGUAGCAGUGGGUACCUGUGCUGACAUGUCCAUCCAGCCUUUUGGUGCCAUGUGCAUUGGGAGCAUUUCUGGAAUCAUCUCUGUCCUUGGGUACCACUUCCUGACUCCUUUGUUGGCAUCCAAGCUGAGGAUUCAAGACACUUGUGGUGUUCAUAAUUUACAUGGUUUACCUGGAAUACUUGGAGGUAUCGCUGGCAUCGUAGUAACUGCAUUACACAAGGAAAAUGGGUACCUCUCUCUUCCUGGCAGACAGGCUGCUGCCCUGGGCAUCACUAUUGGAGUGGCACUGGUGGGUGGAGCAUUGACAGGUGGUAUUCUAAAGCUGCCCUUCCUGGGGCAAGCAUCUGACCAGAACUGCUUUGAUGACUCUGUUUAUUGGGAGGUUCCAGAAGAGGAGAAACCACAUGAAAUUCACACCAACAACUACGAUGAGCACAGCAGACUUGAAGAUACUAUGUAG
Messenger RNA from Apaloderma vittatum (bar-tailed trogon), 1269 nucleotides. It is a transcript of the gene RHAG, whose product is annotated as Rh-associated glycoprotein. Gene Ontology annotation, biological process: ammonium transmembrane transport; ammonium homeostasis. Bases 1 to 1269 code for a protein of 422 amino acids. The record is from RefSeq and is a predicted model, not a curated record. Gene Ontology annotation, cellular component: plasma membrane. Lineage: Eukaryota; Metazoa; Chordata; Aves; Trogoniformes; Trogonidae. The transcript is spliced from 10 exons. Gene Ontology annotation, molecular function: ammonium channel activity.